Messenger RNA from Benincasa hispida (wax gourd), 783 nucleotides. NCBI's taxonomy places the organism in Eukaryota, Viridiplantae, Streptophyta, Magnoliopsida, Cucurbitales, Cucurbitaceae. The record is from RefSeq and is a predicted model, not a curated record.
AUGGAUAUGCAACUUCUUGAGGUUCAUCCCAAGGAAUUAAAGUUUAUUUCUGAAGUACGGAAACAAAGCUCAUGCUUAAUUCAACUGACAAAUAAUACACUCGACUAUGUUGCUUUUAAGGUUAAAACCACAGACGCUAGGAAAUUAUGUGUACGACCAAAUAAGGGUAUCAUCAAGCCAUUAUCAAAUUGCGAAGUUAAUGUUACUAUGCAAGCACAAAAAAUGGCUCCACCUGAUAUGAAAUGCAAAGACAAGUUCUUAAUCCAGAGCACAAUAGUUCCCAUUGAAACAACUGCUGAGGAUAUAACUUCCACUAACUUGUUUGGGAAAGAUAAUAGCAAGAACAUAGAAGAAAGGAUAUUGACAACAAUCCUUGUUAGCCCAUCUAGUUCCCUAACUGUUGAAGCAUUGAGUGUUGGAGUUUCAAACAAAAGUAGUAGUGAUAAGCAAAUAGAGGAAUUGAAGUUAAAGAUCAAUGAACUUGAUCAAAAACUCCAUGAGGCUGAAAUUGCCAUUUCAAAGCUAGAAGGGAAGAAAAAAGUUCAAAAAACCAAAUCCCAGCAAAAGAAUUGUUUAGUUUCAUGUUCAACUCUUUGAAAGAACCAUCUUAUGUAAGUUUAUGAUUGUGAGGUUAUUGGUCCUUUGAUGUCCAAUUAUAUAGUUUUAUUUCUAGAGUUCUAAAGUUGUUGAAGAUAAAUUUCAAAAUUGGUACAUAAACUUUAUUGGUUCCUUUAAAUUUCUUGAACAUUUGAAUGGUAAAUAUACUAUGCAAUUUCUUGUAGU